AUGUCUGAACAAAUUCCAUCCAACAUUGACUCCAACGAGCUUCCUGUUCCACCUAUACCUCAACAACUUGACAUUAGCAUCGAUAAUCCUCCAGAGCCUGAUAACGCUUCAAUUCGUGCUGAAAGAGGAUCCCCCACACCAUCAUCUGUAACGGUUGACAACGCACCUUCUCUACCUUCUUCUAAUUUGCCACUUGCUGAUUUAUUCAGCGAUAUUCCGGAAGUUCCUGUUCCAUCUUCAUCUGCACUCUCAAUUUCCAGUCAAGCGUUAUCCGAUCCAACACCUGCUGUUCCAGACACAGUUCGAAGCAACGGUAGAAACAGCCUACAAUCCACAGAGCUCGUUUCCACAUCUAGUCACCCAGUUGAUCCACAAGAGCCCAACGAAAUCAAUCUCGAUUAUCUAGCCCAAUUGCUAGAUCUUGGAUUCGACGAGUUUACUGGGCGACUUGCUUUGAAAAGAACAAGCAACAUCGGUGUUGAGCAGGCAGUUUCGUGGAUUGUUGAAAGAUCAAACGAGAGCGACUUUGAAGACGACUCGAGCUCUAGUGAGAACGAAAACGAAAGUGAUAUGGGUGGAGCACAGUCUUCAGGCAGCCGAACUCACAAAAUGGUUCUUGUUGCAAACAUGAGCUUGAAAAUGGGCGUUGGCAAACUUGCUGCCCAGGUCGGGCAUGCUACGCUUGGAGUCUACAGACAAGCUAUGAAUUCGGAAGCUGGUCAAACAGCCAUUAAUGCCUGGACCCGGCACGGACAGGUAAAAAUCGUGGUUCGCGGUCAGAGUACUGAACAGUUAAUGGAUCUUUGUAAGGCUGCUAAAGACGCGGGAUGCUAUUAUUAUCUGGUCCAGGAUGCUGGUUACACCCAGAUUCCUCCGGGAUCUCGAACUGUCCUUGGGGUUUUCGGAACCGUGGAGCAAGUCGACUCAGUUACUGGCGGUCUGAAGUUGCUUUGA
Molecule: messenger RNA, 954 nt
Organism: Caenorhabditis bovis
Lineage: Eukaryota; Metazoa; Nematoda; Chromadorea; Rhabditida; Rhabditidae
Source: the annotation of a GenBank genome assembly